AUGACAGGUACUUCUCGUGUUGUUAACGGAAAAACUGCCCCUAAAGUUAUUCCAUCUCUCCGACCUGUUGCUCAACCGGGAGAACCCAAAAUCGAACUGCAGAUGACUUCAGAACCACAAAGUGUCGUGGAGAGAGCAGAUGCCAAAGAGAAGCGUCAUAGAUCUUUAAAAAGAGAUGCAGUGUAUAUGCAGAACCAAUUGGUGUCUUCGACUAACAAUCAUUAUGCUUACAAGAGCAUGAUGAAGACAUUGCUUAACUAUGGAGCCGAUGCCAAAAACUCCCAAAUGACAUCACAGCUGUUUUACAAAGGUGAGGGUGGAAACAAUAGUGCCAUUGAAUCAACCAAUUCUGUCUCUGGAACCAAUUAUGGUUUGACUGCACGUGGUAACUUUAUCAAGAAAAGCAAAGAACUGACCAUGUCUGGUCCUUUGUAUGAAGAUGUGUUUGGUAUGAAAAGACAUUUGAUCAAUGGAGUAGAUUUGACUUUGAAAUUGUACAGAUCAUCACCUGUUUUCUGUUUGAUGAGUGGUAAAGCUAAACAAGAGUAUACCAUUGAGCUACUCGAUGCAUAUCUUCAAAUAUGCAAACUCAAAGUCAACCCGGCACUGUUCCUAGCUCACAACACCCUGUUCCAAAAUAACUCCAAUGCACUCUAUCCUUUCACUAAGUCUGAUGUCAAGGUCAACAGCAUCACCGUUUCUCAACUGACACACACCAUUGAUAACGUGUCCAACCCCAUUGCUAAUCGCUACAUCAUUGGCUUUGUGGAAAGCAAGAGUUUGAACGGGGCAUAUGAUGGGAAUCCUUUCAACUUUCAAUCAAGCAUGCUCAAAACUGUCAGCCUCUAUGUGAAUGGUGUCAGUGCACCUGGUCGUCCAACCCGUGCUGAUGAUGUGAACAGCUAUGUGAACAUGUUUGAUGGUGCGGUACUUUGGAGAGAAAAUCGAGGAAACUGUAUUUCUAGAGAAGAGUUUUUGUUAGGAAAUGCACUGUUUGUCUUCCAGCUGGAAGAGGUGUGUGGAGAAUCUGAAUACCUCAAUCUGGUGAAAUCUGGAAAUGUGCGGUUGGAAAUUGAGUUAAAAACUGCACUAACCCAAACCUUGAGCUGCAACAUUCUCAGUGAAAGAAACUCCAUCAUAGAAAUUGAUCAGGCUCGAAACGUCUUCAUCAAAUAA
This is a messenger RNA of Haliotis rubra (blacklip abalone), 1176 nucleotides long. RefSeq lists its product as uncharacterized. The transcript has 2 exons. NCBI's taxonomy places the organism in Eukaryota, Metazoa, Mollusca, Gastropoda, Lepetellida, Haliotidae. The coding region runs from base 1 to 1176 and encodes 391 amino acids. The record is from RefSeq and is a predicted model, not a curated record.